Molecule: messenger RNA, 4172 nt
Organism: Rhopilema esculentum
Lineage: Eukaryota; Metazoa; Cnidaria; Scyphozoa; Rhizostomeae; Rhizostomatidae
Cellular component (GO): plasma membrane
Source: RefSeq, a predicted model, not a curated record
UUGAACUAUUGUUUUAGGCUUAUCAUAAUUCUUGUGUUACACAUCCACUUGCAACUUAUUGCCUCACUGAAAGCGAGAGAAUAAAGCCGACUGGAGGUUUGAUUAAAAUGUCUGGUCCGCCAAAGAAAUCAAGAACUCUUGAAUCAUUCUUCUCAAAAAGUAGCCGCACCAGUUCAGUUGGAGAUAACCCUGAAAUCUCUAAAACAUGUGAAACUACCACUUGCCAAGAAUUUGAAUCAAAAUCUACUGGUGAAGAAUUCGACACACAAAGCCAAGUUGCGGUAGUCCAGGAUUGUCCUGAAGAGGAAACACACCCAGACCUCUGUUGUAUGGCGACACAAGUAAAUGUUGCAAUAUCUGAUAGAUAUGACAUUGGUAGAGCUAUAAUGAAAACAAAACGAGGAGAACAGCUGACAGAUAACGAAAGGGAAGCAUAUUUAUCGAAGAGGUGGGUGCCGCAGAGAAGGGAUGAAUAUCCAUUUUCUGAAAAGAAAAAACCAAAGAAUCAGCUCAUGGUUGGUAUGUCCUCGACAACGAAGCGUUUUCUGGAUGAAAAUCACUUGAAAACCUUCCCCUGGCUAGCUGUCAGCAGAGAGCCAAAAUGUUGCGGUGCUUGGUGUGUUUAUUGCGUUUUAUUCAAGACGUGCGAGAGUGGAGGUGGAAGAGGUGCACAAUACGGAGGUGGAGCAGGCCAGUCAAUGGGCAAACUUGUUAACAAGCCUCUUGUAAACUUUUCAGACUUGACAGGGAAAAAUGGAGCCCUCACAAGUCACCAAGAAACAUCUUUUCAUAAGACAUGUGCCAUAAAGUACACGGAGUUCUUGAGCCGUGCAACACCUGGGAGUGAGAAGGACGUUCGAUCAAUAAUGAACAUUGAAAGGCAGAAAGAGAUUGAAAGAAACAGGACUGCGCUGGUUCCCAUCAUCGACACCCUUCUAACAUGCGCCAGGCAAAAUAUUGCGCUUAGAGGCCAUCGUGAUGAUGGACCAGUAGAUUCAACUGGGAUGGAACCCAAGCACAAUGAUGGAAACUUCAGGGCAUUGCUGCGAUUGAGAGUACGGGGAGGAGAUACAAACUUGAAAGAUCACUUGAAAUCUUGCAAACGCAAUGCUUCUUUGGUAAGCAAAACGAUACAAAACCGAUACAAAGCUAAUUGCCUGUGCAGGAAAUAUUGUCAAAGAGGACAUAGUAAGAGAUGUAAAAAAUGCAAAAUUCUGGACAAUAAUGGCCGACGAAACCCAAGAUUGUGCGAAACGAGAACAGUUGGUCAUUGCAAUUCGUUACGUUGACACAAAAAAUGUGCCAAAAAUUAUCAAAGAAGAACCGGUCGCAAUUUUAGACCUGAUUGCAGACAUAAAAAGCAGUGACCAAUCAGAUGAAACAGAGCACAAUGAAAUUAAGCUAUGUGGCAAGGCAAUAGGGGAGACUCUACUCCGCCAUAUAAGUGAGCUUGGGUUGGAUUUGCAGUACCUCGUUGGUCAAGGAUAUGAUGGUGCUGCAUCGAUGUCCAGUGAGCGAGUUGGUGUUUGCUCCUUUAUCAAAUCUGCUGCGCCACUCGCUGACUACUUCCACUGCUGCAUGCACGCGCUAAAUCUAAGUUGUUCUCGAGCCGCAAAGAUACCAGCAAUCAGACAUUGCAUGGAUGACAUCAAAGAUAUCAACAAUUUCUUCAAGCAUGCGAAAAGAAACAGCUAUUUGCAAGCAGUCAUAGCACGAGAAUCAAUUGAAGAGCUUCAGCGACGGCAGUUGGUGACCCUCUGUGAAACAAGAUUUGUCGAAAGACAUGAAUCAGUUUUGGUUGCACGACAGCUUUUGCCUUACAUCGUUGUGUGCUUGGAGGAAAUGCUCGCUUGGGACUCAUUAGAUACAAGAAAAGAUGCCAGGAGAUUGUUAAAAAGUUUGCAAGACCCUCAGUUCCUUGUAGCGCUAGUAUUGGCCGAGAAAGUGUCUUCUGUACUUCGCCCAGUGUCCCGUUCUUUGCAACAAAUUGGUAGCGAUCUUGUGAAAGCAAUGUCGACGAUUUCUGCGACACAGUCAAAGCUUUACACGUGGCGUAAAGGUGAAGAAAAUGAGUUUGCUUCGAUGUUUGAAGAGGCAAUGCUUCUUGGCGAAAAUAUUGGAGUGACCAGAGAAGAGAUGCACGCAAUUCCUCGAGCAGUCAGUCAAUCCAGGUUCAGAUCAAAUGCAGGUGAAGCCAAUCAAAAAGCCAUUGAUUAUUAUCGUAUCAAUGUGUUUUUACCUCUUCUUGAUGAAGUGGCUGGAGAUAUGAAAGCAAGAUUUGGUCCCCAUCAGCAGAAGAUUGCGACGCUUACAAGAAUUCUGCCUUGUUUCGUCAAAGAAUCAACUUGGCAAGAUAUUUUGCCUGCAGCACUAAAAUACGGAGUCUUUUUAGACCCCUUGUCCAUUGUUGAAGGAGAGUAUGAAAUUUGGAAGCAGCAAUGGCUGUCACGUGGAACAAGUACAGUAGCAAAUACCGCUAUCGGCGCUUUAGGCGACUGCCAAGGUGAUGUAUUUCCUAAUUUGCAUACAUUACUCAACAUUCUCACUGUGCUACCGGUGACAACAGCAGAACCCGAACGACUAUUUUCUAAACUGAAUAGUACCCUGACAGCAAUUCGGUCAACAAUGUCUGAGGAGAGAUUAGAAUCCCUACUUCUUCUGCAAGUUCACCGUGACAGAACACCAACGAGCGAUAAACUCAUUGACUCAUUCGCAGCAUUAAAAUCAAGACGAAUCCCAUUAAAGCUGUAAGUAGUUAAAAGAUGGACAAAAUGACGUUGCUAUUAUAUCGCAAUACUCAACAUUGAAACACACCACUUCUCGCGCAAAAUGAGCUCGCAUGUAGCUUUUCGUUUCAAAGGCAAAAUCUCCGAUAACGUUUUUGCUACGAUAUAGCUACUUCCUUUUCAAAUUCUUUUCUGAAUAUAUUGACAUCAGUUGGGAUCACUGAUUUCCACAAAAUUACUCAAUCAAAGCUCUCAUGUUUCUAUGCUCGCAGUUAGUGUUCUCAUGUAAUGUAAUAAGUAAUUUUGGUUUGUUAGUUAUAUAAACAACUAGUUUCUUGUUAUGCAAAAACUUUUACCUUAUCAAUUUACAUGUUUAGUUAAUGUAUUUACUGUCUUUUCAUUCAAAGUUUCUCGUUGUCGAAUCGUUUGGGGGGGGCCAUGGCCCCCCCGGCCCCCCCUGUAGAUCCGCCAAUGAUCCUGAGGUUGCUUCGGAUUUUUAUUUCAAACAAUCAUCGCGCAUGUUUUAUUGCAAAAUACCUUUAUGAAAAAUGGCUGGAAGAUUUGAGGUAAUGAUUAUUGCCACUGGCAUGCUCACACUAGCUUUCAUAAUGGCCUGUGUCUCUACUGGUUCAAACGGUUGGGUACGCUUUGAGCAGAGUGGUAAAGACCCUACUAUCAUAUCAUUAUGGGCUGAUCAAGGUCUUUUCGAACAAUGUGUUAAAACCAGGCUUCGAGGCAGAGCUGAAGUUUCAAACUGCUACAGUGUUUCAUCCACGUACAAUGGGCAAACACAAGACAAUUGGGAAAAAGCCGUUGCAGGUCUUAUGGUUACAGCAACUGUCAUAAUGGGGAUCGCUGUUGUUCUAAGCGGAUUUUUGAUGUUAUCAAGUGAAGGGAGAUCAGGCAUUCUCAGUGAUGUAUCUCCUGUGAUUAUUGGCAAUAUAGCAGCUGUGAUUGCUGUCAUCGCUUUGAUUAUCUACAACAGCAAAUACGAAUCAAUCAGAAAUAAGCUAAUUGGUGUUUCGGAAAAGGAGUACGUUGACGAUGAAGUUACUUUCGGCUAUUCUCUCUACGUUGGUUGGCUGUCUUCGUUUAUACAUUUCAUUAACAUCUUCUUCUACUUCAUCUACAAAGCCUGGGCGAAGCACACAUUAGAGAAAAGAAGAAAAGGUAAAGGCCUCGUAAGAACGACGCAUGCUUAAUGGACUUGGAUCCUAAAUAUAUCUUUUAGGAGAAGCAUGCCUUCUCCAAUUUGUACUCCAUCUUGGAAUUCGGUGGAGAGCCGAAGUAUGUUGUUGGAAUGUAAUAUGUGACAUUUGAAAUAACAAACAGGACAUUUUAUUAAUGGCUUCUUCGGAAUUAGGUAACUUUCACAACAUUGCAUAAAUGCACUUGUGUCUGCUUUGACCUCCAGUAUUUGCAAUUUUUUAAAUUUCAUUCGAUAAA